Molecule: messenger RNA, 2631 nt
Organism: Rhopalosiphum padi (bird cherry-oat aphid)
Lineage: Eukaryota; Metazoa; Arthropoda; Insecta; Hemiptera; Aphididae
Product: Golgi resident protein GCP60
Exons: 9
Coding region: 192-1508 (438 amino acids)
Cellular component (GO): Golgi membrane
Molecular function (GO): fatty-acyl-CoA binding
Source: RefSeq, a predicted model, not a curated record
UAUAUUAAUAUAUCAUAGUUUUAGCCGAUUAUAAAAUAUAUUAUUCGUAUUGUAAUAUAGUGUAUUUAUAAAAUUGUGCUCAUGUAAUACAUUUCAUAUGAAAUACAAAUCAUAUUCACCAUCAAAUCGUUAUUCGUUAAACAAAAUUGCAGUUUAAUCAUCUCUUUAAUUAAUAUUAUCUUAUUUAAAAGAUGUGUAAUAAUACCAAAGAAGAAGACAUUGUUGAAAAAUGGGGUUUGCCAUUGAAAGAAUUAUAUACAUUGGCGCUUAAGUUUUUCAAGGAAAAAGAAGGUAAAGCUAUACAUUUUACUUAUGACGAUAAAUUAAAACUUGUUGCAUAUACACGUCAAGUUAGUCAUGGAAAGUUAGAUGAAUCAAAAUUGCCACCUUUAGGUGUAUUUGAUGUUAUUGGAAGAGACCGGAGAUUAGCGUGGCAAGCACUUGGUGACAUGUCAACAGAAAACUCAAUGGUUAAUUUUGUUAAAUUGGUGAAUAAAGAAUGUAUUUUAUUCAAACAUACUGUUGAAGCAUAUAAAGCUGAUUUGAUUGAACAGAAACGGAUUACUGAUGAAAAUAUGAAAAAAGAACAAGAAGAGCUAGAAAAACAACUUGCAUUAAUGGAAUUAAAACAAAAAGACGAAGAAGAAAGGUGUAGACAAGAAAAUACCAAACAACUCAUUCAAGAAGCUUUAAAUAAGCAGACCUAUAGCCAGUUUUUAACUUAUGCUCAAAAUCAAUUUCCAAAUAAUCCAGAUGAACAAGCUGUACUUGUAAGACAAUUACAAGAACAACAUUAUCAUCAAUACAUGCAACAGUUACAACAAAACUAUGAACCCGGUAAAGAAUUAGAAAUAACAACUAAUUCUGUAACUGUUCCUGAAGAUAAGAUUAUUGAACACGAGAGUAUCUGUAAUGAACAAUGUGAAAAUGGACACUGUCUUUCUGGAGAAUGCUCUGUUCAAACAUUGUUUCCUGCUUCAAUGUGGACAAGAAAAGAUAUUGAUGAAUUUAAAGCUAAUUUACUACGAGAAGGUGGAGAAGCUGUUAUUAAAGUAAAUCACGGAGAAACAGUUACGGUUAGAGUUCCUACAGCUGAAGGUGGCAACUGCGUAUUUUGGGAGUUUGCAACCGAUGGUCAUGAUAUAGGUUUUGGUGUUUACUUUGAAUGGGUUAAACCUAGUUCUAGUCAAGUUUCCGUGCAUGUAUCUGAGAGUGAAGAUGAUGAUUGUGACGACUUGGAAGACGAUGAUGACGGUAAUAUCAGUCAAGAUUUACUUCAUGAAUUAGAACAAAAUGGUGUUACAAUUAAAGACAUAAAAAAAAGUAAUCAGAUGAAUCGACCGCCAUUAUCAAUAAUAAUACCAGUAUACCGAAGAGAUUGUCACAAGGAAGUAUAUGCUGGAAGUCAUGUAUAUCCUGGGGAAGGAGUUUAUUUACUUAAAUUUGAUAACUCCUAUAGUUUAUGGAGGUCAAAAACAUUGUAUUAUAGAAUAUACUACUCUCAAUAAUGUAUUAAUUUUGUUCUGUAUAAAAUAUCAACCAAUAUAUUAGUCAGCUUAAAAUGUUAUAAUCUUAUAAACAGCUUAUUUUUAAUCCAAAUUAUUGUUGAAAUAACUGAACCAACAAUAUAGUAUACCUACAUAAAAAUAUGAUUCAAAUAAUAGUUUUAAUUAUUCAAUAAUAUUUUGAAUCAAUAUUUAUAUAAUAUGCAAAAAAUAAAGUUAUAUAGCAUUAAGCUGCUACCUCUAAAAAUCACAAUAAAUUUUGAAAACAUCUAUAGAAAUCAUUAAUUUGCUUAUCCAUCUAACAUAUUACGUUAUUUUAAGUUUAAAUAUUUAUUUGUUAUUUAUUAGUGCACACUAAAAAUGAUUGCUAUAUAAAGUAUAUUUUAUAAGAAAUAUCUAUAAACUGUAUAUUUUAAGAUAAGGAAAAAUAAUUCAUAUUUAUUAUUAUAAUAUAAAACUAAUAACUAUUAAAUCCAAAGUUAUACCUAUUGUAAAUAUUUUAGCUAAAAUAAAAGAAUUUUAAGUAGCAAUUCAAUUUUUUUUGUAUUGCAAUGUUAUUUAAUUUAAUAUUUAUUAUUAUUAAACUAUAUAUUACGUAUCUUUUUAAUGUUUUCGAAGGAUUUAAAAUGUUUUCAGAAAAAUAAAUUGCUUGUUAAAUAUUUGUAUUUAUUCAUCAAGGUUGCUUAGUUUAUUAUAUGAAGAAGAAUAAUAGCUUAUAAAAUAUAUAAUAUUUUACCUAACCUAUAAACAAAAAUAUAAAUAUUUAUUAAUUAUAGCAAGGAAUAUUACUUAAUUUGUAUAUUUUAUAUUUAUUUCAAGUAUCUAAUUUAUAAACAUUUAUUAACUUUUAUCCGAUCAUGUAAGAAUAUCUAUAUAAAAAAUUAAUGGUUAGUAAUUUUAUACUAAGAUUCUAAUAAUAGUAUUAAACUUAAAAAAUACUACUUAAAGCUAAUUAUAAUUAUGUAAUGUUUUAUUAAUUAUUUGUAUAUCCUAUAUACUUAAGUAUUUAAUUGAAAUUUGAACCCAGUCAUGUUAGGAUUAAUUUUAAAUGUAAAUAAAUAUUUAUAUAUUAACUGUACUGUAUAUUAUAUAAAUUAUUAAAAAUUACAUAUAUACUACCUAUUGA